AUGGGGCAACUCCACGGCGCGACACUACUGCCGUUCGGAGCUCUCUUCUCUGUUUUCCUGUGGGAGACGGGGGCCAGCUCGAUCAGGACGACGUUUGGAGUGGACACCUCUGGGAAAGCGUGCCCGGAAAACAGGAUCUUAACAGUGGAGUAUUCCUGUGUCAGAGCUGGGGGGAAGAACAGCACCUGUUUCAGGAGGAAAUGUUGCGAGGGCUUCAGGUUUGUGAUGGGCCAGUGCAUACCUGAAAAUGUAGAUGUGUGUGCUGGAUCGCCCUGUGAGCAGCAGUGUACCGACAACUUUGGGCGGGUCAUCUGCACUUGUUAUCCCGGUUACCGUUUUGACAGGGAGAGACACCGCAACCACAAGUCUCCUUACUGUCUGGACAUUGAUGAGUGUGAGCAGUCCAGCAGCAGUGUGUGUGACCAUGAGUGUGUGAACACACCGGGAAGCUUCCAGUGCCGUUGUCAUAGUGGUUAUAUCCUAGCACCAGACCAGCGCUCCUGCAUCCCCAGACACAACUUGAGUUCAUCGGGGAAGUUGAAUACCCUGAUGAGCGCUGGCUCCUGCUCCUUCACCUGUCAGGACUUCGUUAACAUGAAGAGCAGCCUGCUGCAGCUCAAACUACGGCUGCAGUCGCCCAACCUGAUGCCUGGACUAGCCAACAGCAGUGAUAAGCCAUCUCAAGGGAGGGCAGGGAAAGGUGCUGACAGUUCAUCUCUUCGUGGUCUCCCAGGCCCUUCAGGAGCCCCUGGGGUCCCAGGACACCCGGGGCAGCCGGGGGAGCGAGGGGAGCCAGGGGUGAGGGGCCCACCGGGUCCUCAAGGACCACGAGGGGACAUGGGGCCCAUGGGACCGGAACCUGACCUGAGGCACAUCAAAAGAGGCCGCAGGGGGGCAGUGGGACCUCCAGGGGCACCAGGAAGAGAUGGACUUAAGGGAGAAAGAGGAGCGCCCGGUCCCAGAGGUCCACCUGGACCACCUGGCUCCUUCGACUUCCUCUUGAUCAUGAUGGCCGAAUUUCGCAAUGACAUCAUCGAACUGCAGGAGAAGGUGUUUGGGGAGAAACAGGGCAGCUCUCUGGACAGCCCACCCCAGUCCAGUGGAGGGGCGAACUGGGGCUCUGGACAAGGAGAGCUCAUGCACAAUACCUGA
This is a messenger RNA of Lampris incognitus (smalleye Pacific opah), 1152 nucleotides long. Its product is annotated as collagen and calcium-binding EGF domain-containing protein 1-like. Bases 1 to 1152 code for a protein of 383 amino acids. Gene Ontology annotation, molecular function: calcium ion binding. The record is from RefSeq and is a predicted model, not a curated record. Lineage: Eukaryota; Metazoa; Chordata; Actinopteri; Lampriformes; Lampridae. The transcript is spliced from 11 exons.